CCGAAUCUGGGCCGUCCACGUGUCUUCCUCCCUCUAUUCCCGUCUUUCUAGUUGUAGACUAGUGGUAGUACAACGAGAGAGAGAACCCCCCAAAUUUAGUGGUCAUCUUCUUCUUCUUCCGCCCUCUCACCUUUUCAAUCCAAUCUAACAACCAACGAAACGAAGGAGUCUUUCUCUAGCUCUAGGGUUAGGGUUUGCGGUCGGAACGGAAGUUAGUCGAAUCGGCGCAAAUCGAUCCGAUCCGAUCCGCCGUCGAUUCGACCACUCCGCCCUCCUUCCUUCCUUCCGACGCAGACGCAAUCCAUAAUACUACUACUCUAGAUCGGAUCCCCUCCUCUCCCUCCCUCCCUCCCUGCAUACGAACAACAAGAGACUACUCCAUUACUAUAUUAGAUUGAUUGAUUAGGGGAGGGGAUUGCUGAUUAAUUUCAUCUCUCUAACCCUAGCAGCAGAUCCCUCUCUCCCCUAGCAACUAGCAAGCAGAGAGAAGCAGCCGCCUCCAUGGAUCCUAAUCAGAUGAUGGGCCGAAGCUUCCCCAUGUGGGCCGCCGCCGACGACCCUUCCGCCCAGCCACCGCCGUUCCUCCCUCCGCCCAACCGCGGCUGGAAGCGUAAGAACCCUAGCACCGCCGCCGGUGGCUACCAGCCCCCCGCCCUCGGCGACCUCCAGGUGCAGAACCGCGCCAAGGCUCGCCGCUGGUUCAAGAACCAAAGCGGAGGCGGAGGCGGAGGCGGUGGGCCCCGCAAGCACUUCUUCCCCCGGCCCAAGGCCGCCGCCCCACGCAACACCACCUCCUUCAUCAUCCGUGCCAAGCGCGCCGGUGGCAUCGCCUCCCUCGUCUCCCCCUCCCCUGUUACCCCCGCCGUUCUCCCCACCCCACGCCUCUCCCCCUCCCGCGAGGGCCUCUCCGACAUGGCUCAGGCGCAGUGGGGCGUCGAUGGCUAUGGCUCCAUGAAGGGCCUCAUCCGCCUCCGCACCUCCCCUCACCCCGCCAACCCCUCCGAUGACGACGAUGAUGCCAACUCCAGCGGCAGUGACGUCGAGGAGCAUGUCGAGGUGGAGCGCCGCCUCGACCACGAUCUCAGCAGGUUUGAGAUGGUCUACCCUGCCAGGGGUGACGGUGUCUUCUUCGAGGAGGAGGAUGACUAUGAGUAUGACCAGGAAGCCCAUGUGGCUCGCCUCGAGGAGGAGAACCUCACCUUGAAGGAGAGGCUCUUUUUGAUGGAGCAGGAGCUUGGCGACAUGAGGCGCCGCCUGGAGGCACUCGAGUCGCGUUUUGCAGGGACUGAUGGUAUGCCUAUUGAGAAUUCAGAUGCAGUUGCAGUUGACCAUGACAAGGAGAUGGCUCAUCCCAUACUUGUUCAGAGGGAUGAUCUUAGGACUGAGAUUGCUGCUGAUGCAGCAGGGUCAGACAAGGCUAGUGCACAAGACAAUGCAGAGGAGGUUGCUGAUGCAGCAGUGUCAGAGAAGAUCGUGCAAGACAAUGCAGAUGUUGUAGUUGCAGGGUCAGAGAGGACUGGCGAAGAGAUCGGGGUUGAUGCUUCGGAGAUGGAUUGAUGGGAGAUGGACACUGGAAUGCAAUAGCGGUUAUCAGUACUGUACAUACAUAAUUGUCGAUGACAGAUUGAGGCCGCGUGAUGUGGACUUGUUUUGGGAGGCUUACAAUUGUAUGUUGUCGCAUAACAAGUGGAUCAUCGUAUUUACAAUGUAAUAUGUUUCUACCAUUCUGUGCUAUCUUUGGUGUUUCUUUGCGUAUUUGUUAUGAUGAUACCACACAGCACAACUUGUAGUAGUUCUUACCUUCUGCUGCUGCUGCUGAAAGAGGUAGAAGCGACUAGAUGAAUUUGUUACUACAUCAACUAUUAAUGUCAUUAUAAUGGUAUCAGAUGGUGUCAUGAACCUGUUACUUAA
This is a messenger RNA of Oryza sativa Japonica Group (Japanese rice), 1911 nucleotides long. RefSeq lists its product as uncharacterized. NCBI's taxonomy places the organism in Eukaryota, Viridiplantae, Streptophyta, Magnoliopsida, Poales, Poaceae. The record is from RefSeq and is a predicted model, not a curated record.